AUGGCGUCACAUUCAAAUUCAAAUUCAAAUUCUUUAUUUCAAAAUGAUAAGAAUAACAACAGUAAUAGAGAUAUAGCUAUACCUACACCAAGUAAUUCAUCAUCAUUUCGUAAUACUAAUACCAACCCAACACCUUCCAUUAGACUGCCAUCACCUUCUAUAAAUAGUUACAACAACAACAACAACAACAAUAGUGCCAUUCCUACAACAACCACUAGUAGAUCAAUAACUGGGAUGUCUAACGCUUCCAUUAAUGAUUCAGGUGAUUCUAACCCACAAAGUUAUGAUGAACAAAUUUCUCAAUUAAAUAAUUUAAACAAUAAAAAAUCUUUUGAUUUGAAAACUAUUAGUAAACAUUUAAUUAAUCAAGAAGAUAGUUUAAAGACUCAAGGUGGUGAUAUCACUAGAAGAUUAUAUCAUCAGAUGGAAAACAUAACCGGUAACAAUAAUCAUAAUAAUAAUAAUAAUAACACUGAUACUACUGGUAAUGAUUUGGAUGAUAAUGUUAGUAUUGGAGGUAAUAGUACUUUCCGUGAUGGACCACCACCAAGAUUAAGAACUAGAAGUGCGUCAUUUUCAAGUUAUUUAGAAGAAACUAGACGAGGUUCAAUGGCUAGUGAUAUCAAUAUACCGGGUGGAUUCAGACGAGAAUUUUUAAUUAAUAAAGCUAUACAAAAGAAUCAACAACCACCUAAUUUCCUUACUCAAAAUUUUAUGGAAUUUUUAAGUAUUUAUGGUCAUUUUGCUGGUGAAGAUUUUAGUGAUGAAGAAGAAGAAGGUGAUGAAGGUGAUGAAGAGUAUGAUAAUGGGCAUGAUGGUGAUGAAGUUUUCGAUGAAGAAUCAAGUUUAUUGGGUAAUGAACGAAGAGGAGGUGGAAGCGGCGGCGGACAACCAUUUAGACAAUUACCAAAGAAACCUCAUUCUCAUCCUCAAAAACAACCACCAAAAGGUACUGCAUCGGUUUUCAAAACCUUUUUAUUAUUAUUUAAAGCAUUAGUUGGUUCAGGAGUGUUAUUUUUACCAAGAGCAUUUUAUAAUGGAGGAAUGUUAUUUUCUAUGAUUACUUUGAGUUUAUUUGGCUUAUUAACUUUUUUUUGUUAUAUUGGAUUAAUUGAAUCUAAAACUAUAUUGAGGUUGUCUUCAUUUGGUGAAUUAGGUUAUAAAACUUAUGGGAAACCUUUGAAAUAUUGUAUUUUGGUGUCAAUUCUUUUAAGUCAAAUUGGAUUUGUCACUACUUAUAUUUUAUUUACAGCAGAAAACAUGAUUGCAUUUUUAUCUCAAUAUGUAUCUACCAAAAACAAUUUGUUGUCACAGGAGGUUCUUCCAAAUUGGUUAAAUCGUGGUAAUUUGAUUUUGAUUCAAUGUAUUCUAUUAAUCCCUUUGGUAUUAAUUCGAAAUUUGGCUAAAUUAUCAAUGGUUUCAUUAAUUUCAUCAGUAUUUAUUGUUAUUGGAUUAUUAAUUAUAUUUUGGUAUUCAGGAGUAAAUUUAAUUAAUAAUGGUGUUGGCCCCAAUAUUACAAAUUUUAAUUCUAAUAGUUGGACAAUGUUAAUUGGGGUUGCUGUUACUUCAUUUGAAGGAAUUGGUUUAAUUUUACCCAUUCAAUCAUCAAUGAGUCAACCAGAAAAAUUCCCUCUUGUUUUGUCUAUUAGUAUGGCUAUUAUUACCAGUAUUUUUGUUGGUAUUGGAACUAUUGGAUAUUUUUCAUUUGGUGAUAAAAUUAAAUCAAUCAUUAUUUUGAAUUUACCUCAAGAUCAAUUUGCUGUACAAUCUAUUUUAGUAUUGUAUUCUAUUGCGGUAUUUUUAUCAGGACCAUUACAAUUGUUCCCAGCUAUCAAAAUUGGUGAAUCAUUAAUUUUCCGUCAUUCAAAGAAAAAAUCAAAACGCCAACAACAUCAACAUGGUAGUACUGACGAAAGUAAUACUAAUAAUACUGAUGAUAACGAUGGUAAAUUAUAUCAUCAAUCAGGUAAAUAUAAUCCACAAGUGAAAUGGUUGAAAAAUGGAUUUAGAGCAAUUUCAGUGAUAUUUAUUUGUUCACUUGCUUAUUUAAAUGCUGAUAAUAUUGAUAAAUUUGUUUCAUUUAAUGGUUGUUUUGCUUGUAUCCCCUUGGUAUACAUUUAUCCCCCAUUAAUUCAUUUGAAAUCAAUUCAAUCAAAACAACAACAACAACAACAACAAACAGGUAGAUCAAAAUCAGAUCAAUUAUUUAUUUGGUUAGAUUAUUUGUUGAUUGUAGUAGGAAUUGCCACAGUGAUUUAUUCAAGUUAUCAAAUUAUAUUCUUAAACUAA
This is a messenger RNA of Candida albicans SC5314, 2289 nucleotides long. RefSeq lists its product as uncharacterized. NCBI's taxonomy places the organism in Eukaryota, Fungi, Ascomycota, Pichiomycetes, Serinales, Debaryomycetaceae. Gene Ontology annotation, molecular function: amino acid transmembrane transporter activity. Gene Ontology annotation, biological process: amino acid transmembrane transport. The record is from RefSeq and is a predicted model, not a curated record. The transcript has a single exon. Bases 1 to 2289 code for a protein of 762 amino acids.